ACAUGCUAUAUUUGUGAUGAACAAGGCAGAGAAAGUAAAGCAGCCACUGGUGCUUGUAUGACAUGUAAUAAACAUGGAUGUCGACAAGCUUUUCACGUAACAUGUGCACAGUUUGCAGGACUUCUUUGUGAAGAAGAAGGCAAUGGUGCAGAUAACGUCCAAUACUGUGGCUACUGUAAAUACCAUUUUAGUAAACUGAAAAAGAGCAAACGGGGAUCUAAUAGGUCAUAUGAUCAAAGUUUAAGUGAUUCUUCCUCUCACUCUCAGGAUAAACAUCAUGAGAAGGAGAAAAAA
Messenger RNA from Pelecanus crispus (Dalmatian pelican), 294 nucleotides. NCBI's taxonomy places the organism in Eukaryota, Metazoa, Chordata, Aves, Pelecaniformes, Pelecanidae. The record is from RefSeq and is a predicted model, not a curated record.